Molecule: messenger RNA, 1788 nt
Organism: Mugil cephalus (flathead mullet)
Lineage: Eukaryota; Metazoa; Chordata; Actinopteri; Mugiliformes; Mugilidae
Gene: nucb1
Product: nucleobindin 1
Exons: 13
Coding region: 118-1476 (452 amino acids)
Cellular component (GO): endoplasmic reticulum-Golgi intermediate compartment; extracellular exosome
Molecular function (GO): calcium ion binding
Source: RefSeq, a predicted model, not a curated record
GCAGCGCAUGGACCAACUCUGGCUCCAACGCUGCAUUUUCGUGACGUCAUUUUUGUCCGACGCCAAAUACAGAUCGCGUUUGGUUUGGAGCAGAAGAUAGAAACACAAACUCGGAGGAUGAAGCUGAAUCCUGGCUGGCUGCUGCUUCUCUCCAUUUCUGCCGGUGUCUGGUCGGUGCCCAUAGAUCGCAAUGGAGGCAACCAGGAGCCAAAAGAGGAAGUACAGGAGGAGAACAUGGACACUGGUCUGUACUACGACAGGUAUCUCAGAGAGGUGAUUGAGGUUUUGGAGACAGACCCUCACUUCAGAGAGAAAUUGCAGACAGCAAACACAGAAGACAUCAAGAACGGCCGCCUCAGUAAAGAGCUCGACUUGGUCGGCCAUCAUGUAAGAACCCGCUUGGAUGAGCUGAAGCGUCAGGAGGUCUCUCGUCUCAGGAUGCUCCUGAAGGCCAAACUGGACAGCACCAACACACAGAGCCUUCAGAUGGACCACACCUCACUGCUGAAACAGUUUGAACAUCUGGAUCCACACAAUCAGAACACCUUCGAGGCCAAAGAUCUUGAGCUGCUAAUCUCAACUGCCACCAAGGACCUGGAGAACUACGACGCCGAGAGACAUGAGGAGUUCAAGCGCUACGAGAUGCUGAAGGAGCACGAGAGGCGGGAGUACCUGAAGGGCCUGGACCAGGAGAAGAGGGAGAAAGAGGAGAAGAGGAUGCAGGAGCUGAAGGAGAAGCACCGCCAGCACCCUAAAGUCAACGCUCCUGGUAGUGUUGCUCAGCUGCGGGAAGUUUGGGAAGAGACAGACGGACUGGAUCCUCAAGAAUUUAACCCCAAAACCUUCUUUAAACUGCAUGAUACAAAUGAAGAUGGGGUUCUAGAUGAGCAGGAAUUGGAGGCUCUUUUCACAAAGGAGCUGGAAAAAGUUUACGACCCCAAGAACGAGGAAGAUGAUAUGAUGGAGAUGGAGGAAGAGAGGCUGAGGAUGAGGGAGCACGUCAUGAAAAACGUGGAUACAAAUAAAGACCGGCUCGUCAGCCUGGAGGAGUUCCUCAGAUCCACAGAGAAGAGGGAGUUCAAUAAUCCCAGAGAGUGGGAGACUCUGGACACCAAGCCCGUGUACACAGAGGAUGAGCUGCAGCGAUUUGAGGCUGAACUCCGGGACAAAGAGGAGGAGCUGAAGAGGAGGGCAGAGACUCUGCGUCAAGAGCAGGAGCUGCUGAACGAGAGAGGCAAAGCCCUGGAGGCCCAGAAGAGAGAGUACCAGCAGGCCGUGCUGGAAAUGUCUCAGAGACAGAAGGAGCAGCAGGCAGCAGACGGUCAACCUCCUGCGGGUCCUAACGGAGAACUACAGUUUCAACCACAGACACAUGAACCUGAAGAUAAAGAGGCAAAAGCCCCAGUUGAACACGAAGCUGAUGCCCCGAACCAUCUGGAAGUGGAGCCUCCACAGAAUCUGCCUUCACACACUUAAUGCAGCACGCUCUGGCAGCUCUGACACACACACACACACACUCGCACACGUUCGCACACACUUUUUGAUUUGCACUGACACACACGUCCAGAUGGGUUCCGUGUUCAGACUGAAUUACGUGAACCGUGUGUACAGAUUCAGACAGGCCGACGUGUUUACCAUUAUAGUACUGUGUUCAUUUCUGUGGUCUACAUUAGAUUAAAGGUCUAAACAUGUUAGUGAACGGAUUUCCUCAACUCUUCGGUUUCAGUGAAGCUUUCAGUGUGACUGCAAACAUCUUCAAAUAAACUAUUAAUUUAAAACCUCUUAAAA